AUGGCCAACCACCCCAAAUUCCAUAAUGUCAAGGCAGAGCUAUUGGACCCCGAUAUCACUCUACGCCGCUAUUCAGAUCCCGCUGCCGUAAUCGAACUGUCGAGCUCCGACUCUGACUCUUCGUCCUCCGACGACGACAAUGGCGGAGAUUAUAAUGCGAAGAAGAAGAGGAAGAAGACUGCAGCGGACGUGUUGCCUGUGGGGUUUUUGGAUCCCUUGCCAUCAGAACAGGCGCCGUCGCCGCUGCUGCUGCCGCCGCCGCCGCCUUCUUCUCCGCGGGGUGAGCGGUUGCGAUUGGAGUUUCCAUCGGCGAGAGCAGGAACUGUUUCGGAGCCAAAUUCAAAGCAGUUCUGGAAGGCUGGAGACUACGAAGGGGCGCCUCCUGGGGAUUGGGAUUCUUCUAAUGCUGGCAUGGACCAUGUCAGAGUGCACCCCAAAUUUUUACAUUCUAAUGCGACGAGUCAUAAGUGGGUCCUUGGAGCUUUUGCAGAGCUCUUGGAUAACUCAUUGGACGAGGUCUGCCAUGGAGCUACAUAUGUGAACGUAGAUAUGGUCAAAAGCAAGAAAGAUGGGAGCAAAAUGUUGCUCAUUGAAGAUAAUGGUGGAGGAAUGGACCCGGAAAAAAUUCGUCACUGUAUGUCUCUUGGGUAUUCUGCUAAGAGCAAACAGGUCAAUACGAUUGGGCAGUAUGGAAAUGGGUUUAAGACAAGCACCAUGAGGCUUGGCGCCGACGUUAUUGUUUUUUCUCGAUGCUCUGGGAAGGGUGGACUAAGGCCGACCCAAAGCAUUGGACUGCUUUCAUAUUCAUUCUUGAAAGACACAGGAAAACAGGACAUUGUAGUCCCCAUGCUUGAUUAUGAAAGGCAAGGACAAGAUUGGAACAGGAUACUUCGAUCUUCUGCCACUGGCUGGGAUCGGAAUGUUGAGACGAUAGUUCAGUGGUCUCCAUUUUCAAGUGAAGCGGAUCUUCUUCGGCAGUUUAAUCACAUGCAAGAUCAGGGUACUCGAAUAAUUAUAUACAAUCUUUGGGAGGACGAUCAGGGCCUGCUGGAACUGGAUUUUGAUACUGAUCCACAUGAUAUCCAAAUCAGAGGCGUCAACAGAGAUGAGAAGAGCAUAGAUAUGGCAAAGAAAUAUCCCAACUCCAAGCACUUUCUGACCUAUCGUCAUUCAUUGAGGAGUUAUGCAGCUAUUUUGUACCUAAGGAUUCCGCCUAAUUUUCGGAUUAUUCUGCGUGGUGAAGAUGUUGAGCAUCAUAAUGUUGUGAAUGAUAUGAUGAUGUCGAAGGAAGUUACAUACCGUCCUCAGCCAGGGGCUGAUGGGAUUCCAAAGGACUCAAAUAUGAUGGCUGUAGUUACUGUUGGGUUUGUAAAGGAUGCAAAGGCACAUAUUGAUGUCCAGGGGUUCAACGUCUAUCACAAAAACCGACUUAUCAAGCCAUUUUGGAGAGUUUGGACGCCCGCUGGUAGUGAUGGUCGUGGGGUUAUAGGUGUGCUUGAGGCCAACUUUGUUGAACCAGCACAUGAUAAGCAAGGUUUUGAGCGGACUACAGUUCUUGCGAGACUUGAGGCAAAAUUAGUGCAAAUGCAAAAGAAUUAUUGGACCUCUAACUGUCACAAAAUUGGCUAUGCUCCUCGAAAUAAAAACGUUCAUGAAAGAGAUAUUUCACCUGAUUCUAAUCCUCAAAGUCCUCUCAAGAAGAAAAAUAUUGGUUCGAGGGACAAGACACAGAGCAAUUUUGUGGACAUAGGAAACAAUUACAAUCAUUCAAGUGGAAAGGGAGAUGUCAGAUCACAUAGGAAGCAACCAAGUCGGGUGGAGUUAUCUUCAUCUUCUGAAGAGGAUGUAUGCAACAAUGAUAGGCGAGAUCGAACUCUCAGAAGCAAGAUCAAUGGUUCAUCAUCCAAGAAUAUGUACGGAAAAGAGGGGUUGCAGAAGCCAUCAGGGUUGAGAUCUCAAACAACCAGGAGUUCGCACUCACAGCAGGAGAAUGGUUAUAAUAACAAUGAAUUAUCACCAAGUUCCAGUUCCCAGUUAGCUCAGUUGAGAGAGGAGAACCUCAAAUUGAGAGAAAGAUUGAAACGAAAAGAAGAAGAGAUACUUGGUGAUUUGCGGCUUGAUUUACUGAAAGAAAAAGAAAGAACCAAGACUUUCGAAGCUGAGCUGCAGGAAAAAACACAGAAGUAUGAGGAGCUAAAAGCAGAGCAGGAGAGUUUAAUUGAUAUAUUUUCAGAAGAGAGACAGCGUCGUGACAACGAGGAAGAAAAUUUGAGAAUGAAAUUAAAGGAAGCCACUACUACGAUUCAGCAAUUACUGGACAGGAUAAAGCUGAUGGAUAAAAGUAAAUUUGGUUAA
Striga hermonthica is the source of this 2355-nucleotide messenger RNA. Lineage: Eukaryota; Viridiplantae; Streptophyta; Magnoliopsida; Lamiales; Orobanchaceae. The record is from the annotation of a GenBank genome assembly.